GACAAUUCUCUCCCUCUCUCGACCACUGGAGCUGCAGUUCAUGUGUCUCAUUGGUCAUUGUGCACAGGGCACACUCCUCGAUACUCAAACAACAUAUCAGUAAACAGGAGACAAGACAUUGCAGUUGUGUUUCGAUGCGAUGUUUGACAGUGGGUGGGUAUAAGCUAUCAACUGCCAACCAUUCUAAAGGUCCAUAUUUUCCCGUCCUUGUGGACUUCACUCACUGUAUUAUAGUUUCCCUCAUUCUAUGUCUGUACUCUUCGGAGCAUACUCGCUCUCCGAGUUCCGAGUGUGUACGAUAAAUCAGUACUGGCGUGUCCACUCCACCGACAUUCAGAAGCAUGUGCAAUGCUGGCCAAGCUCCGGUUUAACACUUGAAGGGGAGAGUGGAGAGGGGCACGUGUGAGGAUUUGCAUGUCAUGAGUCUAGCAUGAAUGUUCUUAAUCAGUUGCUCGGUACCAUCGAGGCCCAAGUUAGCUUUCUUCUGCUCGGACGUCGUCCUUGGGAGGAACUUUAUGUGCAGUGUCGUCGUGUGGUGAAGUCAAUGCAUUGUGCAUGAUGAUCUGUUUGGCGCUGAGGAUUCUGUAAACUCCGAGCCUUCCAGAUGAUGGACAUGUGCUCGCCUGCCUAAGAAGUCUACAUUUUGUCUUACACCUCGUUUAUCUCACGCCCACAUGCACAUCUGCUGAGCUGCAUGGCACUCGCUGCCGUGCCCUGGGUGCUUCUUUCUCUCUUGCCGUUUGUUCCCUUCUCACCAUCCUCCGCGUAGCAUUACGGUUGCAACAGCAGUUCAUUCACGCAAUUACUGCGUCAUGGAGGCAUCCUCUAGAUAAAUUUCGUCCAAGGCUGCUGAACACUGACGGCUACAGGAGAUGUCGUAGAAAGAAUUCCGCAGUGCUCGUGGCGGCAGUGAGCAAAUUUCUGGAAUUUGGUUCGAAUCGUGUCUCGUCCUGUGCUUCUAACCCUUCGGAAUUUUCAUUCGAGGACCUUAAUUAAUUUGUCUGGAGGAGACAGGUUCGCGGGAAUGCAAGAAUCUGCAAUGCCGGGCGAGAAAAAACCGUCAGUCUCGAAAGUGCCAUCGUUAAUCAAGAGGUGGAGAUCCAGAAACAAGUCUGCUGAGAAUGGUCUGGUGCCAGCAAGCGGUAGCAUUCCCGCAGCAGCUGCGCACAAUGAAUCGGUUGCAGAAGAAUCUCCCGCUUCAGCAACAGCAGCACCAAGAGCAGCGCCGGAAACUUGCACGUCCGGGACGCUGGCAGCUGAUGGUCAGGAGCCUCAUUGUCAUGGAACCCCUGGCAGGAGGCUCACGAUUCUGAGCCUCGAUGGAGGUGGUGUGAGAGGACUUAUCCCGGCAGUGUGCCUCGAGUUUCUCGAGCAGCAGCUUCAGGCCUUCGAUGGAGCUGACGCGAGGAUCGCAGAUUACUUCGAUGUCGUUGCGGGAACUAGCACCGGAGGUCUCAUCGCAACCAUGCUCACAGCGCCUGACGUGAACAAGCGCCCUUUGCUGACAGCAACUCAAGCCAAGCAAUUCUAUCUCGACAAAGCGGCCACGAUAUUUCCCAAACCAGGAAUUUUCUCGAGCGUGACCAGCCUGCUCGGGCCAAAAUACAGCGCCAGCCCAAUGAAGAAAAUUUUGGCCGACACUUUGAAAGACCUGAAAGUAACUGACUCUGUCACGGACUUGUUGAUCACCACGUUCGACACCAAAACUCAGCAACCUGUGUUCUUCGACAAGCAAGUGGCACAGAGAGUCCCCAGGUUCAACGCAACACUGCAAGACCUGUGCUUGGCGACGACGGCCGCACCCACGUUCUUCCCGGCCCAUCAAUUCGACGUACCUGAUCCAGACCAGGGAGAGGGGAAGACUCACCAGUACAACCUGAUUGACGGAGGAGUAACCGCAAACAACCCUGCGGAGGUCGCCAUACUUCACGCCGUGAAAGAUCUCUGCAUCGGCGAUUCGCCACACAGAGGCCGAAUUCCCGAGUUCAAGGGCUACAGGGAUCUGCUGGUCCUGUCCCUCGGCACGGGCUCCAGUAUUGUCAGCUACGACGCCAAGGAAGUAGCCUCUUGGGGAUCGCUGUCUUGGAUCUUGAACGAUGGACAGCAGCCCAUUAUCCAAAUGCUCCAGAACAGCAGUGCUUAUCUGGUUGACUUCGACAUCGCCAUCCGGUUCCAGAUCGAUGAGGUCGAAGAGAAUUACUUGAGACUGCAGACAUCCGGCAUCGUCGGGGACAUGGCGUCUGUUGAUGGAUCGUCGAAGAAGAAUAUGCAGAAUCUAGUCGACCUGUCGAACAAAUUGCUCGACGAAAAAGCGAAGUACCGAAACGCCAUCAACGGAGAAUUGGUGGACAAGACAUACUUGGGAAGCAAUCGAGAUGCUCUAACGACGUUCGCCAAAUGGUUGUCAGAGGAGAAGAAAGCCCGGGCAGAGCUCCCAGCGUCAGUGGAAGAAGCUGCACAAUUGCCCCGAGAUAACGCCACUCCUCUACCGAGCAUUGCCACAACUUUUGUGUGAUACGAACUGUGUGAAAAAUCGAUAAAUUCUCCAAUGGCACAUCUUUCUACAUCUUCCUUGCAGCUUCAGCUCGUUGAUGAACUGCGAGAUGGAAGAGAUUCUGUGUCUCGGAUUGCACGCUCGAAUACUAUGGCUGACGUUACAACACCUGACCCACAACCCAGGCCUGUAGUAGACCUGGAUCCGUCGUACUUACACCAAUUUAAGAGGGAAGAAUCACAGCAGGGCUCGGCCAGCACAACUCCACGAAACUGCAAUUUGAUUUGUACAUCUGCUCCUUACGACCACCUUUACUGCAUACAGUUUCAUUUAGCAGCCGGUCGACUCUGAGACCACUUAAUCGUGACGACAUGCACCUCAGCGUUUGUUUACCUUCUAAAGAGAGGAUUGGAAUUCAUGAGAAAUACUUCUGGCUGGUUCAUUCCAGCUUACAUUUGUAGCUUUGUACAUCUCAUAGUCACACGUGGUCCAAUGCAGCCUUCAUAGUAAGCGCAAGACCAGAUUAUAUUGUGGAUAGAAGGCCCUGUUAAUGCAACUCGCAGUUCAGCUUCAUAAGAUUGUAUCAAUGUCAACGUGCUUUUUAUAUAAGUAGGCGAGUGAACGUGUGUAAUGAAAACUUGGCGUAAGCAGAUCACAGAUAGUUCAGAUGCUUGAGGAGCAGGUGAAAAUAUAAUUACCACUAUCGUUACAGGAGUUAGCCCCAUGUUUUGCUUUCAUUUUAUGGAAGGUUUGAGGGGAAAUAUAAUUGAUUUUUGCUCCAUCAUUU
Marchantia polymorpha subsp. ruderalis is the source of this 3281-nucleotide messenger RNA. Lineage: Eukaryota; Viridiplantae; Streptophyta; Marchantiopsida; Marchantiales; Marchantiaceae. The record is from the annotation of a GenBank genome assembly.